This is a messenger RNA of Panonychus citri (citrus red mite), 2573 nucleotides long. RefSeq names its product histidine-rich protein PFHRP-II-like. The transcript has a single exon. Gene Ontology annotation, molecular function: DNA-binding transcription factor activity; DNA binding. Gene Ontology annotation, cellular component: nucleus. NCBI's taxonomy places the organism in Eukaryota, Metazoa, Arthropoda, Arachnida, Trombidiformes, Tetranychidae. Gene Ontology annotation, biological process: circadian rhythm; regulation of DNA-templated transcription. The coding region runs from base 1005 to 2420 and encodes 471 amino acids. The record is from RefSeq and is a predicted model, not a curated record.
AUGAUUAAUGAGGAUGAGAAUAAAUUCUCAAUGGUGUUUCCUUAUUCAAUUAAUGAACACUAAUUAUCUUCACCAAAGAAGGUAAAGUUCAUUGAUGAGACAAUCAAGACUAACGGUAAUCAUCAUCUCGAUAAUGAUAAUAACAAUAUAAUGAUGAUGAUGAUGAUGAUGAUGAUUUCAGCCUUGACUUUUGUAAUAAAAAAAAUUGUUAGAUGAUAAUAAAUAUUAGAGGGAGGGAGAGAUAAUUUAAUCUGAUCAGUCGAUGAUAAUUACAAUAAUUAACUAGCAUAAGUGUUGAUUGUGUGUGCCUUUGGUGUGUGUAUGUGUGUAAAGAUUUGAUUGUUACUUUAACUAUUGAGUUUGAUCAUCAUUUGUUUUUAUUAUACACUUGAAACGAGAUAAUUUCAUGUGAUUAACUAACAGUUAAUCUGUAUUAUUUGUAUUAAUUGAUUUUCUUACUCUUAAUCAUCUUAAUCAUCUUUCUGGAUUCACCAUAAUCAUCAUCAUCCUCAUCACAAUCUCAACGUUUAAUUAUUAUUUUUUUCAUCUAUUCCAAUCAAUGUUAUUUACUUGAUUGUUUGUAAAAAAAAUUAUAUCUGAUUGUGUGUUCAUAGUUAAUUAACAUUGAUCUAAUAAUUAUACAAUCUAAUAUACAGAAGGAGCAAGAAAAGGUAACAAUUAACGUUGCAAAAUAUUAACUAAUCAUCACUAUUAACUAAUUGUGUGCUGUGAUAUAUUAAUACAUAAUAAUUGAAAAUAUUUUUCAACUGCGAGGUGAAAAAAAAAGCCAAUUAAAAAUCAAUUUACUAAAUUGUUACUCUUGUUAAUUAAAUUGUGUAUAAAUCAUCAUUUCCAAUGUGCAUGUAGAUGAUUAUUGUGAUCUAAUUGUUGACGUUAAAAUUGAUCAACCAAUUUGAUUAUUACGAUUGAUUGUUCAAUUUUGUUUUCACUGUUCGGGAUCAGAUUGUUUUGUAACAAUUUUCAACAAUUAACUGAUUGUGAUAAUGAGCAUGGCCAAAUGUAAAAACACAAUUCUUUCCCGUAGUUUAAAUGAUAAUCAUCAUCAAACGAAAAGGUCACCGGCAAUUGAUCAUCACGGGCACCAUGGGCAUUCCCACUCGCACCAUACCAGCGGUGGGACGACUCACCAUGGUCACCAUGGGUCAUCUUCAUCAUCUUCUCAUGGUCAUCAUCAUGGUCACCAUCAUGGUCAUCACAAUUCAUCGUCAUCAUCAACUUCGGGGUCAACGGUUGCUGCUGUUGCUCAUGCACAUCAACACAACAACCACACACACCACACGACGACACACCAUCAGCAACCACCUCAGAUUGCUCAUCAUCACAGUUUCCACUCUUCAAACUCUCAUCAUCAUCAUCAUCCCUCCCAUCAUGGUAAUUUCAACCCGCCGACCUCUGACUCGCUGCCCACCAGUUUAUAUGCUAAACAUGUUAUGAGUUCAACAAGUUCAACAAUUAACGCAAAUAGUAAUUUGGUUUCCGGUAAUGAUCAUCACCAUUCACCUCAUCAUCACUCAUCUCAUCAUAAUUCACACCAUGGCGGUGGCGGUGGAGGGUCGCAUCAUAAUUCCCACCAUAGUCCUAAUCACCAUAGUUCACCUCAUCAUCAUUCUCAUCACAAUUUUCACCAUUUACACAACAAUUAUUUAAUUUAUGGAGAUUCAUCAACUCCUGAUAGAGAUUUGCUCUCAUCAUCUUCCUCUUCUGGUGCCAAUGGGAAUCAUUUAUCAAUAUCAUCGAGAAACUUAUCUCAUGGUGGUGGAAAUGGCGCCGCUCAUGAAUCUUCACUUUCUCCAAACAUUGGAUCCAUUCCGACGACGGCAUUAGAGUUAUCGACUCACGCUUAUCACGGUGAGGAUCAUGCAACAGCUUCGCCGCCCUCGUUGAUUACAAGACGAAGUCAUUGGAGUGAAGUUACUGGAGUCAAUGAAAGCGCCGUUGGGGGUGGGAAAGGGCUCAGCAUGGAGGGAACGACAAGUGGAACUGGAGGCGAGGGAGCGACUGAUGGAGAUGCGGAUGCAAGUGAUUCAGGUUCAGCUAAUUUAAACCCUUCGACACCUCAAUCUAUUUACGAUAGUUCCAUGUCAUCGGCUAUCGACAACUCAAGUUCCUCCAUGUUAACGAGCAACUUGAAGAAAGCUAAACGUCAACCGCAGCCGAUUCCCGAUAAUUGUAAAGACGACGCUUAUUGGGAGCGACGAAGACGAAACAACGAAUCGGCUAAGAGAUCGAGAGAGUCGAGGCGACUCAAAGAACAUCAAACUCACAUGAAGGUCAAAUUGCUCGAACACGAAAACAUGAGACUCUUGGCAAAGGUCAGCAUUUUGGAGAAUGAGGUCGAAAAAUUGAGGAAAAUGGUUUAUGAUCGAGGGAAAGAGGACAAAGUUCGAAUGGAGUUAUAAUCGCGAGUGAUGAUGGACGAGAUUCGAAUGAGAAAACAAGUCCAAGUGACCAUAAGAUGUUACAUUGAUUAAAAAAAGGAGAAAAUACAAAACAAUAAUAUAUGUAUAGAAUCAAUUUAUAAUAAAGGUUUUUCAACUUUAUUUUCAUGUAAA